This is a messenger RNA of Racocetra persica, 974 nucleotides long. NCBI's taxonomy places the organism in Eukaryota, Fungi, Glomeromycota, Glomeromycetes, Diversisporales, Gigasporaceae. The record is from the annotation of a GenBank genome assembly.
CAAUGGCAUCAUCUAUGAAAGCUAUCCAAGUUAAGAGUGCAGGUGGUGUAGAGGUUUUGGAAUAUGUUACCACAGAGCGUCCUAAGAUUACUGGGCCGACUGAUGUGUUGAUUAAGAACCACUUCAUGGGAGUGAAUUUCAUCGAUAUAUAUCACAGAACUGGUAUUUAUAAACUUUCGCUUCCCGCGAUAAUUGGUCGAGAAGGUGCUGGCAUCGUAGAAUCAGUUGGUGAGGAUGUAAAGGACAUCCAGCCCGGAGAUCACGUAGCUUACCUUUGCCCAAGUUAUGCUGAAUUUACAAUUGCGUCAAAAUAUGUUGUUAAAUUACCAGAUGGUCUUGAUCUGAAGUUGGCUGCUGCUUCUGUUCUUCAGGGCUUAACGUCUUUGCUCUUGGUAACUCAAUCUUAUGAAGUGAAAAAAGGUGAUUGGAUUCUUAUCCAUGCGGCUGCAGGUGGUUGCGGUCUUCUUCUUGUGCAACUUGUGAAAAAUUGCGGUGCUCACGCCAUUGGUACGGUUUCUAAUGAUGAGAAGGCCAAAUUAGCACUUUCUGCUGGUGCAGAACAUAUAAUUAACUAUACUACUCAAAAUGUUGUUGAGGAAGUUAUGCGGAUUACUGAUAAUAAUGGUGUACAUGCUAUUUUUGAUGGUGUUGGCAAAGAUACUUUUGAAAUCUCUCUAGCUUGUGCUCGUCGUUUAGGAUCAUUGGUUUCAUUUGGAAAUGCGAGCGGCACAGUACCUCCAUUCAGCAUUUUAAGACUUUCAGAAAAAAAUUUAAAGUUGAUGAGACCUACAUUAUACAAUUAUCUUGCAACUAAAGAAGAGUUUAAAAAAUAUUCAACAGAGUUGUUUACAAUGAUUAAAGAAGGAAAGUUAAAUAUUAAAAUUUGGAAGACAUAUAAAUUAAGCGACGUAAAACAAGCCCAUUUGGAUUUGGAGGGAAGGAAAACAUCAGGAAAGUUGUUAUUGCAACCUUAG